This is a messenger RNA of Hypomesus transpacificus, 2338 nucleotides long. Its product is annotated as galanin receptor type 2-like. Gene Ontology annotation, cellular component: membrane. Gene Ontology annotation, biological process: neuropeptide signaling pathway. The transcript is spliced from 2 exons. The record is from RefSeq and is a predicted model, not a curated record. Bases 618 to 1676 code for a protein of 352 amino acids. Gene Ontology annotation, molecular function: G protein-coupled peptide receptor activity. Lineage: Eukaryota; Metazoa; Chordata; Actinopteri; Osmeriformes; Osmeridae.
CCCCCCCCCCUUCAUCCCCUAAGCCAUCCACCUGCCUUUCUCUGCAUUCAUCUCUCCACCGACUCCUUCCCGGGAGCCCUGUCUAGCCGCUCCUCCGAGAACACGCUUGAUUGAGACGUCAUGUGGAGAGAGCUGCUCUGAUGUGAAGUGACGGGAGAUUACACCAUUCACAACAUUUAGAUCUCAGCUCCCGAAAGCAGCCGCCGCUGAGAGCCAGACGGCCCUAGCAGGAGACCAGGGGAGAAGCGGAGAGCCCGGUGACUCCAAUCAAUACCCAGUCUAGCUCCACGUAGGGGGCAGGCAUUCCUCCAUAUCCCCCCUCCCCCUGGGGGGAAGGGAACAAAGGUGGAUGUGAUUGCCAGGACUGGAAAAGCUUGAUUCGCAAAUGUGGGGGGUCCUGCAUAUGACGUGGCUGAGGAAAAUGGCUGUUCGGUCCGGCUUGUGUUGAAUAUGGAUCAUUUCUAAGAGUAGUUUUACAACAGAUGAGUAUUGACCCUGAGGAGUGCCAAUGUUGGGCUAUGACAGUGCUCAUUAGUCAACAUAAGUGGAGUACCGCAGAGCUGUGAGCGUACCAGCCAGGGCCAGGGUCCAGAGCAGGACUACUGGGGCUUUUCUCCAUGGCUGGAGAGGAAGGACGACUCCUGGGGAACACCAGCAGCAGCCCAGGAGAGGAUGGUCCCAUGAGGAACAGCAGCGGGUCUGUCCUGGGAGUGGAGCAGGUUCUGGUGCCGGUGCUGGAUGUCUUGAUCUGGGUUCUGGGGGUGGGGGGCCACUCGCUGGUCAUGCUCAUCCUGUGUGGCAGGUGUAGGAACAGGCCAGGGCCCCGGGGCCAGUCCUCCCAGGGGACAGUGACGGGGACAGCUACUGACGUCCUCCUCCUGGCCCUCAGUGCUGCCGACCUCCUCCUCCUCGCCAUGCUGCCCUUCCACACCGUGGCCAUAGCCCUGCAGCACUGGCCCUUUGGCCACGUCAUGUGUCAGCUGGUCAGCUUCCUGGGUGCCGCUUGCUCCUCUGCGAGCGCCUUCACCCUCGCCACUUUGGCCGUGACGCGCUACCUGACCGUGGUCCAGCCUGCCAGGGCCUACCGCCUCCUCACCGCCCGCAGGGUCACCGCGGCGACCGGCGCCCUGUGGGUGCCCGCCUGCGUCCUGGCCGCCCCCCAGCUGGCGUUCCGCUCGGUGGGCCCCCCGAGCCUGGCACGCGGCGGCAUGUCCUGCUUCUCCUUCCUGUCGCACCGGGAGCAGACGGCCUACGGCGUGUGCCAUUUCCUGCUGACCUUCGCCCUGCCCCUGGUGGUCAUCUGCCUGGCGUACGGCGGGGUCUACCGCUUCCUGUGGCGCCGCCGGCAGGACGGCAGGGCUCCCCAGGUGGAGAGGUACCAGAGGAAGGUGACCCAGACGUCGGCCAUGCUGGUGCUGGCCUUCGCCCUCUGCUGGCUGCCCUCCUACGGCCUCAUGUUCUUCCUGCUGGGAGGGGGGAACCCCGGGGCCACAGGCACCUCCCCUCGCUACGGCCCCGUCAGCGUGUGGGCCCGCCUCAUGGCCACCUCCUCCACGGUGGUCAAUCCCAUCCUCUACGUGCUCAUGUCCCACAAGUUCAGACAGGACCUGCUGAGGCUGCUGGGGGGGAGGGGGGGCGUGGGCGGGGCUCCGGCGGAGGCUCAGGACACUGCCUGAGGGCUGCAUGGCGAGUGGUGUCGGACAGAGAGGAGGGUGUGGACAGAUUGAAUGACUAUUCUCCAAGAUGCCUCCUGGCUGAGUUGGGAUAUGUGACCUGAUGGACUCAAACGGCCGUUCCCUGUGAAAGACUAACGGACGUUCCACUGACAUUUGCUAUGAUCCAACACAAGUGAUUCUCAGCUGGAGUCAGGCCACUGACAGGCACUCCUGGGAAAGGCAGACAAACAUUCCAUCUCAUCUAAUCAUUAGAGAAGGGGCAUUCUCUGGCAGCAUUUCUGUGUUCUGUUCUUGUCAGAAACUGGUCUGUGGUGUAUGAGUCUGCUACCUCCUUUCUUUGCACAGGUCGUUAUGUACAGAUUGAUGGAAUCCUUCUUUCCUUGUUAUCCAGUUUUCAUACAGAAUGUACUUGACCACAAAGUCAUGUUUUGGCCCACUGUUUUUCUCUCAUGUUGGCAUCCGUUAGAAGCAUUAAACAAGAUUUGAAGUGCAGCUUUGCCCCAGCCGUCUUUCUUCCCUGGGAGAAACUCACUGAAGGAGCCACAGUAGAACCAGGACAGUCCAUCUAGCUCUCUAACCCUAACCCACAUCUUACCCAAACCUACAUCCACAUCUAACCCUAACCCACAUGUAACCCUAACCCACACCCACAUGUAACCCUA